Molecule: messenger RNA, 2620 nt
Organism: Elgaria multicarinata webbii
Lineage: Eukaryota; Metazoa; Chordata; Lepidosauria; Squamata; Anguidae
Product: TLC domain-containing protein 4-like
Exons: 7
Coding region: 118-882 (254 amino acids)
Biological process (GO): lipid homeostasis
Cellular component (GO): endoplasmic reticulum; membrane
Source: RefSeq, a predicted model, not a curated record
GCGACCGUCGUCGGAGCGGGGUCCCCGCCUGGCGGGCCUACUCGCCUUCUCUCCGUGUCUCUCUCCCAGGCCAGAGCAGCAGCGGCAGGCAGGCAGGAGGGAGCCAUAUCGCACUCAAUGGAGGACUCCACCCGCGUGGCAUACUGUAUUGUGGCCGGCAGCUUUGUGGCUUUCCAGUUUUUCUUCUCGGCUGUCAGCCCCCAGCUGUCCUUGUCCCUGAGCGCCAGCUAUUCCACCCUUCCCUCCGUCAAACAGAGCGAAUGGAAUUCCAGAUGCGUGUCCACUCUCCAUGCGUUGGUCGUCGGCCUCUUCUGCCUCUACAUCCUUUGGUUUGAUGCCGCUGUAAAUGCCAACCCCAUCUGGGGAGACCCUUGGCUAGUUAAGCUGAAUAUAGCUGUCACCUGUGGCUACCUGCUGUACGAUCUGUUGCUGCUUGUGCGCUACUGGAGGACACUGGGCGAUUCCCUUUUCGUUUGCCACCACUUGGUAGCGCUAUACGCUUAUGGAUACGUGUUGAGCCGUGGGGUUCUGCCCUACUUUGCCAACUUCCGUCUCCUCUCUGAGCUCUCCACGCCCUUCGUGAACCUGCGGUGGUUCCUGGACACCGCUGGCUGGCCACGCUCCUCAUGGCUUGUCUUGGCCAACGGCCUGGCCAUGAUGGUGGUCUUCUUCAUGGUGCGCAUUGCUGUCAUCCCCAGCUAUUACACGCAGGUGUGCUCCUGGUAUGGAACUCCUGAGUAUGAGCGCCUGGGUCUGGGUGUCCAGCUGGCCUGGAUUGGGCCCAGUCUUGCCUUGGAGGUGCUCAACAUGGUCUGGAUGUAUCGCAUCAUCCGUGGCUUCUACCGAGCCUUCUGUCAGUCCAAGCCACACAAAGCAGCUUGAGGCUGGAGAGGUAGCAUACUUGGCCAGGAACACAGAGACCUCCAUCCUGGUGGACAAAAGCUGGAUAUCCCCUUUUCCUUCCCUUAGAGGCCAGUAACUGUAGGAACUGCCCUUGACCGACCCCUUUGGCCAGGGAAGCCUGGAUUCACACAACUGCAGCAUUUGCUUUUCUAUUCUGUCAAAGAGCGGCCUUAGUCAUCCUGACCAGAAUCAGUCACCAGGUGCUGGAGAGUGACUUCCAUUCAUGUUCUAGAGAUGGACUCCUAGUGGCAUCUGACAUAGUUGGAAACACAUAGUUUUGAAGUUCGUGUUUGUGUCCAGCAUAGAGCAUCUUUUGGCACACACUGUGAGGGAGGGAAAUACAGCUGGAUCAACAACUGCCCGGUCUUAUGGCUCAGCUAGGGCUUCUCAGGGCUUGUUGAGGGCAGCUAGAAUGGGACAUCAUAUGGCUAAGUAUGUGGCACUCCUAGUUGGAGCCUCAUGUGACAGGGAUUCCACCCGUUCCAGCUGUAUGUCCAUCCGUUGGAACAAUAGGCACCCUUGCCUUCUGGGUAGUCGAGGGUCCUAGCUUUAUGUGAGGGUCCUGCCUGGACAAUCUAAGGGGCAGGACUCUAGAAUCAUAGAAUCAUAGAAUAGCAGAGUUGGAAGGGACCUACAAGGCCAUCGAGUCCAACCCUCUGCUCAAUGCAGGAAUCCACCUUAAAGCAUCUUUGAUAGAUGGUUGUCCAGCUGCCUCUUGAAGGCCUCUAGUGUGGGAGAGCCCACAACCUCUCUAGUAAUUGGUACCAUUGUCGUACUGCUCUAACAGUCAGGAAGUUUUUCCUGAUGUCCAGCCGGAAUCUGGCUUCCUGUAACUUGAGCCCAUUCUUCCGUGUCUUGGCUGUCCUCAUUACAACCAGGCAAGGGAGAUGGCUAUUCCUAUUUUACAGAUGACAAACCAAGGCAGAGAGGGAAAGAGACUUACCCAAGACCACUGAUGUGUAAUUGGCUGACUAUGUUGCUGUCAGUCCCAGUCUACUUCUACAGGUCAAUAUUCAGCUUUCAUUAAAAACGUGGUUUUCUUUUUGGAUGUCAGAUUGCCAGGUGUUCGGGAUGAUUUAUCUCUCUCCCACAACAUGCUGAUUCUUUUCAGUGACUGAGGCCUUUAACUAUUCAACCUUCAACAGAUCCUAACUUGGACAGCAGAUCAUCACAGUAUGAGGAUAAUCUGCUGUAGCGAGAAAUCAUUCCAUUGUUAAGGCUAAAAUCCACCAGGAAAAUUUAUCCAUGUAAAACCCAUUGAAAUGCUGCUCUACAUAAGUACUUCAUGAUGGAUUGUGCCGUAUGAUUGCUCUGGACCAAACCAACUGACAUCAGGUGCUAACGAAUAAGAAUUUAUACACUUUGGAGCUAUUUUUUUUUAAAAAAAAAAUCUCAAAACUACCUGUGUGCUGGGAACAUUGAACGAUUAUUUUUAGAAGAAGCUUGUGAAAGGGUUGUUCCUGAAUCUGUGCCUUAAACAGCUUUGCCAAGUGCUCAGUAUCACCCUGAAAGUCUGAAAAGCACCCUCCGUUUCUUAGAUGGAUACAGCUGACAGCAUACAUCAUUGUACUCUGAACAAAUCUAUGCCCCAUAUCCAAGCAGUGGAAAUUCUUUCGUUGGUUUUCUCCUGCAGUUUAUAGAAUGGUUGAACACACCACACCAAUGCAAUGUUUAUAAUUUUCUAAUCUCUGUUUAUUAUCAAUGAGUUUUAAUAUAA